AUGUACUCAGGAUUUUCCCAUUUUUAUUUCCAAAAGUUCCCGAUGGGUCACUCUGAGUCGAAAGGUGCAAAAAAGCGAGAGAAGAGCGCAGGGGGUAACGGUAACGGCAAACCGAGUCGAGGAGUGGCCACGUCAUUUGGCUUUCGAAGACGUCCAGCUUCGUCUUCCAGGGCAGACGACAACUCGCGCCGGAAGCAAAAGGCACAGGACAAAAAUGGGAAUGGAGGUUCGUCAGAGGACUUGCGACCUGAGGAGGUGUUAUCCGGUCGGUCCACACCUCUGGCCAGACCACGUAAGGAAACUGCUGGACAACCUUUACGGUCAAACAGGUUCGGUUUCAGGCAACAGCACACGAAGACGGCCAAGGUAUCUGACGUGAGCUUGCCCGCAGAGCCGGCCUUCGGCGCCACGCAUAAGGAUAAGGAAACUGCCAUCAACAACAACGGUUUAGAUAAGAAAUCUUCAAAUACGGGAUACAAUCAGCUCCCACUUCUUGCGACGCAGGUGUCGUCAACGGGAGUAACUACGAUCGUUGGCGCUGCCGGCGUGCCUAAGACCGUUACCAAGCAAACCGUCAUCUUGACAUAUCAACCUCAGCAGCUAUCGUCACAGGACGGUCGGCAAAAGAACGUGCGAAUUGACCAAGCACCUGGUAGAGGAACAUCCGCGUCACGAGUCCAACCGGAAGUUGCAAGACCUCCUGGGAAAUAUACCUUCCAGACCACACAGCUACCGAGACCGCAGUACCCUGCUGUCAAAAAUAUUGACGCUAAAACUACUAAACAGGUGGUGAAUAGUACAAGGAAGUCGGGUGUGUCGGAUGGAUGGAGGGAAGGAGCAGCGUCAGCAGUUUCCACAGAUUCCGGUGUGUGGACUGGUGGUGAAGGCGUAGCGGGUGAGGGCUCCCCACGUGCUCGGCGACGUCCACGCAACUUGGAAAUGGUCAUGCGCACCGCGCACAGUUUCCAUCUUAGAGAGCUCCAAGUUGCUGAUUUAGACAUAAUGGAUGAAGCUGUAGUGACCGGUCAUGCAGUAAUUCCUCUACCAAAGCUACCAAGUUCCUUCGACGACGAGCUAAGUCCUGAGUAUGAGGUGACACCGGUACCGACCUACAAACCACCAUCACCCUUGCUGCCCAAAACAUCGCCAGUGACUGAGUCGCAGAGACAAGCCUCUCCUAUGUCGACGUUGGAGAGAUACAGGAAUAGGAACCGACCUACGUUGAUACAAACGAACAUGGAUGAGGAAAAGUUUGUGCUGGAUAGGUCACAACCUGAGAAACUUAACAAGCAGAACUCCUUCGUGAAGUCAUCAAGCGGAGUGGUGUCGCCAACAACUUUGAAUUCGAGCAAGGAGUCUAGUCCAUCAUGCAAGAGUGAGGAGAGUCACUUUGGCAACAGCAGUGCUUGGCAAAGCCACGCCGCAGGAGAAGCUAUGGCUACAAGAUCACAAGACGAUGUGUCCUUAGCGCUAAGCGUAUCGAGCUGUGAGGACGAAAAAUCUAAACUAGUAGACAACAAAGAACCACCGAAUAUAAUGGAGCAGAAAAUACCGCAGAAGACCAUCGUGAUCGUAGACGAGCCUCCUGUGCCCCAUCCACUGCUCAUGAAGUCGCUUACCUUAAGCCAGCAUGAUUCACUACGUGGGACUAUGAUGGGUUCAAUGACAAGUUCAAACUACAGUACGACAAGUACCUGCACAAACCAGAGCGGAGACCAUCACAACUUAACCCUCACACUCGAAGAAUCAAAGUUCGACAUGUCCGCUCUUGAAACUUCUACACAAAGCAUGUUGGAUGAUGAGACAUCACCAGCCGACAGCUUAAUAUCAUCCACUAGUGCCAGUGAUUCGAAUAAUGAAUUGCAAGUGGAAAGAGACGCACCGUCGAUAAGCUCUGCCUACCAAACGGCGAAUACUAAAACCAGAUCACCGGAACCAGUUGUUGAAGAUCACGAUGCUGUUGAUAGUGAAGUAUUGCAACCUGUUAAGGAAAUCAUCACCUCACCAAGGAUCGGUCAGAAAGAUAGUAAGAAUCCUAGUCCUGAAUCUCCUGGAACUCCAACACAUGCAUCUGGCUCCCUCUCGUUGUCUGAUGGACGGGACUUCUUUGACGACGAGAUAGCUGACCAACCAGCAUUGUUGUUCAGAAAAAAUACAGAAGAUGGCAGCCCAUCUAGUAAAGUAGAAUCAGAAGCAAGCAAGCACUUGCGUCGAUCAAGAGAACGACUGACGUCCAGCCCCCUCGUUCAAAGGAAUCGCAAAUUGUGCAGUUUACGAAAUGGUGGUGCUGAGAGGACGCCGUCACUAGAUACGCUCUCUAGUCUGGCGUCAGAUGAUCUCAUGAUGGAGAAUGAUCUAGGACAAUCCAUUACUAGUCUUCAAAGUGUUGAUGAUUACAUUGAGAGGUUGGACAGCUCCCUCCGUAGUGGCCUCAAUUCUCUAGAUGAGAGGCAGCUUCGCCAGGAACUAUCCUCUUCAAAAAAUGCAGUGAGACAAUGGAGCCAGCUGUUAGAACAAAACAACAUGCUGGACCGUCAACUUGCGGCUAUGGCGCAAGGGAAACAAGACUCGCUUACAGCCAGCAAUAAUAGUCUUUCUAACAUCGGGUAA
Molecule: messenger RNA, 2610 nt
Organism: Arctia plantaginis
Lineage: Eukaryota; Metazoa; Arthropoda; Insecta; Lepidoptera; Erebidae
Source: the annotation of a GenBank genome assembly